AUAGCAACUCUGCGAUGCGUUGCUAUGCGAGGUUUUCCCUCCCCUCUGACCUGGCAUCGCGUGGUCGCAGCGGAAGGUGGCGCGGGAAACACAAACACGCACACGCAACAUCGACUGAACUCUACACACACAAACACACUUCAGCACACUCGCGACUGAAUGUUCGCAUGAACACAACGCUCGGGGCAUGGCUGCAGCUCAGUACAGUGACCCAGUGUUCUCAACCAAAGGAAGCCCAUUUGUUGGGCCCCGCUCACCACUGGGCCACUACCACCCGUCUCCUGGCAAGACUCUAACCCAGCGCGCCAGGCACACGUCUCUAAGUCCAGUCCGGCUGCAGUCUCUGAGUCCGAAGGCUGGGUUUAAUGCCAGUGGUUCCCAAGCCCAGAAGCCCGGUGCGCGCCAAGACAAACGGCAAAACGAACGUGUCGAGGCGCAGGUGGCGGUUCGGACGGCGAACUCCCAGCCUGACCCCGACUCUUCAGACCCCUUCGACGAAUCAUGGCCAUCAACAGAGCAGAGCUCAGCUCGCACGCCUGAGGCUGGGGAGAGGGAAGCAGGGCAGGAACCUGUGCCCCCCACAAGAGAGCCUGUCAUUGCGAGGUUUGUUGAGCGGUUCCGUCAUGGCCGCCCCACGAGCCGAGCGGAGCGCGAGGCGGCUGAGCGUGCAGGGCGCGGCUCGUUUUGGUGGCUCCAGGACCCGGCAACCAAAGCCACAGCACGCGCGGUUGAUCACCUCGACUCCGGUCGUUCACAGCUAAGGUCACCACGGAGGUCAUCCAGCGAGAGGUCCUUGGGUCAAAGGUCAUCCGGCAAGUCGGGUCCCAGCCCUGCUUGCUCUUCGUUAGAAGGAAUGAGACAAUGUAACAAUUCGGACACGGAGGGUGAUGGGGAUUUGUCCGUGAACGGCCUCAUGGAUGCAGACACUCGCAGUCUUCAGGAGCGAGCGAGCCAGCUCCUGGAGAGAAGUGAGAGCACGCUGAGCAGCCGUGCGGGCGCCGUCAGCUCGGCGGGGCUUGGUUCCGCGCGCUCGUCGGAACGAAACUUCACCGAGCCAGCACGUCCUCCGUGGGGCCACCUCGAGCUCCUCCUGCCUGGGAGCACGACCCCCCUCGUCUCGUCGCAACCCACGCUGACGACGCCACUCCCGCCUGGCGCAGGCAGAGGAACGACCCCAGCGGAUGACAUCUUGUACCAGUGGCGUCUGCGGCGCAGGAUGGAAGAGGCGAGGGAGUUUGGGACGAAAGCAGCGCACGACGCGCGAGCGGUGCCCUCCAGCGAUCGGGAACUCCCACGACCCACUCCCUGUCAGCUGCCACAGGCUAACGCGGGGGUUCUUUUUACCGCGGAAGAUACGGGGAGGCACCCACCAAACGCCCCUGCCCGCUUCGAGGUGCCCAUCGCCAGCCCCCACAUCAGGCUAGCCCCCACAUCAGACACACUAGGAGGCCCCAAAGACUCCAUGGUCAUCACGCCACACCUCCACCUGUCGUGCGACGUGCUGCCCUGCCCCCACCACCCCCUCGUCCAUCAUGAGAUCCAGGACGAGCAUCGCCCCUUGCGCCCGGUCAGAGUCGCUCCUCACGGAAGCAACGGGGGAAAGGAGGAGAGUCGCGGCGAGAUCGGACCUCGGAGUUUGGCCAGAGCGACCGAGCGGAGUGGAACAACGGGCCGGCCGAAGACUUCCAAGGUCGCGAGCCGCCCUUCCAAAACCAAAGUGGCGCACGGUGACGACGAUCGGGAACGUCGGGGCGGCGAUGGCGACCGUCGUCACGGCGCCUCGGGUCUCGACGUGACGAGCGAUCGGCAGAGCGGAAGUCGCACCGAGCCCGCAGAGAAGUCGUCGUCCCCUCCGGCGUCGAGCGCCGACCGGGGUAGCCCUGAGAGGGUGGCGAAGCCCGGCAGGGAACGGCACGAGAGGAGACGUAGCGGGGAGGACGCCGGUGCCGUCGAGAGGAAGGAGGUGCGACCCGAGAGAGCCAGAAAUGGGAAAAAGCGGAGGGAUGGAGGAGGCGGAGCGGAGCACGGUUCGGCACGGAGCGACGAGUCUCCAUUGAGCAGCGCUGUUGGUUUGGUCCUCAACGAACGACUCUUCAUGCCCGCCGAGUUGAAACGAUCCGAGACAAACGUGCCCCGGCCUGGUCGAGACAAGGGACGUGCGCCGCGUCCUCAUUCUCCUUCGUCGGCCCAACCGGGACUCCCGAGUGCCGUGCUGUGUCUCCUAGAGCAGGCAGAGGAUUCAGAUGGAGUGGAUUUCCCAGACGAUCCCCUGCUGAAGCUUCUAAGAGAGCAGAGAAACCGGGUCCGAGAUCGCCUGUGCGACACCACCCGCCUCAUCUCGUCCCUGGAGCUCACGGCACAUCCCUCCUGAGAAUGAGGAAAAUUCCGCGUGGGAAUUCUCCCGGUGAAUGAGACGUCGUCAGCAGGAUGGACAAGAUCCAAGCUUUUUUUACACUUUCCAGCGCAAGAUGAGAGCUCUGUGGGUCCACAACAUGAACCAACCCAUAAUAUAAUUAAAUGUGUGUUGCUAUUAGAGACAAAUUCUCGCACGCGUUUUGCCCUGAGAGCUACCCGUCGGCUUCAAGACUGCUCAUUAAAUAUUUGUAACGACAAACACUUGUUGGAAAGUGUAACGUUAUCUCCGCAUUUAUAGUUUUCAUAACUUGUUUUUAUUUCGCAGUCUGAAGCAGUAUCGUUGCUAUAAAUGUAUAAUUUCUUGUGGUGGGUUUCAUUCAGAGGUCAGUUUUCUUUUCCCUGUGAAGUUCAUGUUUAGCCUUGUUUACUACCGCAUCAAUACGACAAUAAAAAAAUGUGAAAUUACAUAUUCACAAACGUGUAGAUAGAUUUAGAAAAUGUAAGCAUCAGCUAUCUUUCCAAUGCCGUCAUCACCUUUGAGUAUCGCGAAGGAGCAAUCCAUCUAGCUCAUGGGUCAGCAAUCAAAAUAACAAGAAGAUCCAUUUCUUUCUAUUUCGGUAAAAAAAACUCAAUAUUUCAAUAGCCGCAAUGCAAGUGAAUACGAGAUGGUGGUCCUUAAUAAACGUCACGAAACAGUCCUUGGUGAAGCCGCAUGCGGCGACGGAGCCACAGGAUGCCGACCUCUGCCCAUGGUGAACUGGACUUCCAUGGUCAGGGGUCUGUAACCAAAAUAACAAAAAGAGCCGCACUGCUGUACUUAAAGAGCCACUGCAUGCAGCUCCGGAUCCACAGGUUGCCUACCCCUUGGGUCUAGUUCCUGCACAUGGGCUGGUUUCAUUGCCCCAUCGCCACGAUGUAAAUGCCCUCUGACGUGUUCUCAGGAUGGCCAGGCUCUGGUUCCAGAAGCAGAGUUUGCCAAUUUUAUAUGUUGUACGGAUCGGAGCUGGGGUCACUGGAAUCUUAUCAGAGCAUAGAGGCAGAGCUGAAGUUCUGGAGCAGCUCUGCAAUUGCCUUUGCUGUUACAAAUAGAUAUAUUAAAUACCUGACCCAAGUUUGAGUAGUUGAUUUUGUAAAACAGCAAUAAGGACUGUAUAUGUCUGUGCACAAACCAUUCAAAUUUCCUAAAUGUAAGUUCUAAAUUGAAGCAAAGUUAAAAGACUUCAUUGGCAGUGGCGCUCAAGCACAAAAAAACAGAUUAUUCCUUAACGCCGCUUAAAUAUUGCAAGAAUACACCAUGCAGUACUGUACUGCACUAAUGAAACCAUUUUGAGUCAUUGCCCAAAACAGCUUCAUGUAUUUUUCACCAAUGUAGUUUUUCUUUUCUAUAUUUCUGUUCAUGUGAUAUACAAGAAUGCCUUUCCUCAAAUAGAAGUUGAAAAAUAAUUCAAUUAUUGGCGCAGUAUUUCACAAAUGACCGUGACUGGCAUGGAGCCGAGCACACUUAGUUGAAAGGAAGGCGAAAAUAGUUGGUGGGGCCCUUAAAGAGUCUCUUAAAAGUCGGUGCAGAUUGAACGCUGCUGUGGAUGUGCAGCAGGUGGGAGCUACCGCGGAGAAACGAUGCCUGGAAGCAACGGUCCUGGUCCUUCGUAUAGGCAGCAGCUUGUGAAUCGCAUCGCCAAAUUUCCUGAUGAUGCUGGUUGCAACUAUCAGCGAAAAGACGCACCCAGUUGUGAAAUGUUGUGGGAUUGCUCAAGUGGUUCACGUGACAACGUCACUAAUUGGCUCUGGAGGGUGUACGACACACUUUGCACCUAUACGGUCUGAUCUAAAAAUAAAUUAUGAAUCAAAACACAGGCUUUCAUAAAUACAAUGAUCUCCUUUAAGCUUCUCAAGUUAUCCACAGAUGCACAGAUCCAUUGCUCAUGCUUCAUAACCAACUACAUUCCCUUCCCCCCCACAAGCAACACUCCAUACUCAAGUCCUUAAGUUUUAGGUAAUACCAUCAUGGAUGCAGUUUAAUAUGCCGGGAACAAGCUUACCGAGCAUAAUUAAGCUUAUUUUAUGGACAAAAAUGCACGAUUAAAUAAUAUUGCAUCAAUAUCUUUAGAAUUCAUGACACUAUAACGUGAAUAAUUAUUAGGUUCUCCGAUGUGGUGAAAAAAACGGAGUACGUGUUCAGAAAAUGCACUCCAUAACAGAAUUAAACUUAUCAAUGAACAGACUUCCGUAACUGAACGUCUUUGCACAAUCACACCACUUACACUCUAACCCGUGUCUGGAGCAUUUUGAAGGCAUACGAAAAUCAAUACGAGUUUAUAUAUAUUUUAUUUUUACUAUGCAUAGAAUAGACAGGGACACGUUUUCAUAAAAAAAAUAAGUGCGUGAUCCAUUUCUAGAUGUAAUAUCAUUUCAGAAGACGAGACAAAAAUCGAAACAAAAAAUUGUAAUAAAUGUGUACAUAGGAACCGGAUGGCAAGUGAGAAG
Molecule: messenger RNA, 4839 nt
Organism: Petromyzon marinus (sea lamprey)
Lineage: Eukaryota; Metazoa; Chordata; Hyperoartia; Petromyzontiformes; Petromyzontidae
Gene: PROSER3
Product: proline and serine rich 3
Source: RefSeq, a predicted model, not a curated record